This is a messenger RNA of Sclerotinia trifoliorum, 1030 nucleotides long. Lineage: Eukaryota; Fungi; Ascomycota; Leotiomycetes; Helotiales; Sclerotiniaceae. The record is from the annotation of a GenBank genome assembly.
CAAUCGGCGCUAAGCCAAUCUUGGGUAGCACACAUUCAACCCACCACCCACCCCACGAAGGCCUUUAGUUUAGAGGAAAAGGGUAAAGCAAUUAUACAAAAUGGGAAGAGAAGAACAAGUUGAGGAGAGGGAGGUCCUCGAUAGUAUUUUCCCAGAUGAGAUUCAUGGUAUGGUAUUGCGAUAAUUUCAGCUAUUGGUUUUCCCCCCCUAACACUUUUCACAGAUAUAUCAGAGACAGAAUAUCGAGUAUCGAUUCUACUAGAUGUCACAAACGCAGAUGGCGAUGAUUCGGAACCUCCUACUAUGCUCCUGCAAGUCAAAUACCCAGAAGAAUAUCCUGAAGAACCACCUGUUCUAGAUUUACUCCCAACACCGAAUGCGCCCAUUCAUCCAUACUUCAGCGUCGCAACUGAUAAACAACUUCUUCUCGAUGGAUUAACCGAGACAAUCGAGGAGAAUUUGGGGAUGGCCAUGGUGUUUACAUUGGUGUCUACCUUGAAAGAAAAUGCAGAGCAAGUUAUUGCGCAAAGACAAGAAGCGAAGGAGAAAGAACAUGAGGAGAAGUUGUUGGCUGUAGAGGCCGAAGAAAAUAAGAAGUUCCACGGAGAGCCGGUGACGAGAGAGUCGUUCAUGAAGUGGAGAGAGGCAUUUCAAAAGGAGAUGGAGGAGAUUAAGCUUAAGGAGGAGGCGGAGGAAGAAGCGGUCGAGAAAAAGAAGAAUAAAGGGAAGGAUGCCGUUGUUGCACUAACUGGGAGACAACUUUGGGAGAGAGGUAUGGCUGGGAAGGUUGAGGAGGAUGAGGAUUAUGAUGAUGUGCCUGUCGAGGGUGUGGAUAAGUUAAAGGUGGAGGCAUGAAUGGUAUGAUGAAGAUUAUUUCCGGUACGGAGUUGCAUUGCUGGCGUUGGCUUUGGACAAUCUACAGGGAGAAUACCGUCCAUAAAAUAACUCAAGAUACUAGGCUAAGUAAGGGAAAUGGUAGAAUAAUAUGUCAGAUUCACAGUUCAUAUCGAGUACAGAUACGUCAAUGGUA